AACAGAGAACGAGAGAAAACUCAUACCAGUUUGAAUGUAACCAGGAUGUGGGAGAGUGUGUUUUCACUCUGCGUGUACAUCGUGGUCACUUGGGCGCAGUUCCCACGUGAUUGCGUGACACCCGAGGUCCUGCGUAGUGGCACCUGCUGUCCAUCACCCACUGGCCUGGCCAAUGAUGAAUGUGGACUGAGGACCGGGCGUGGCCGGUGUGUGCCUGUUGUUGCUGACUGGCGCUCACAUGGCCCUCAGUACCCUCAUGACGGACGGGACGAUCGGGAGCGAUGGCCGCUGCGCUUCUUUAACAGGACCUGCCAGUGUAACACGAAAUUUAGUGGGUACAACUGUGGACGGUGCAGAUAUGGGCUUACUGGAGUUAACUGUGAUCAGAGAAUCAGUGUGGUGCGUCGUAACAUCAUGCAGAUGUCGCCAAAGGAGAAACAGGCUUUCGUGAACGCUCUGGCUCAAGCGAAGAGAACGGUCCAUCCUGAUCUGGUUAUCUGCACACGACGCUAUCAGGAGCUCUUUGGCCCAGAUGGAAACAUCGUCCAAUGUGAAAACAUCACCAUCUACAACUUUUUCGUCUGGACUCAUUAUUAUUCUGUUGCGAAGACGUACAUGGGGCCGGGACAGCAGAGCUUUGGAGGCGUGGACUUCUCUCAUGAAGGUCCAGGAUUCCUUACAUGGCACCGGUUCCACCUGCUGCAACUAGAGAGUGAUAUACAGGACAUGCUCAGGAACCCAGCAUUUGCCCUGCCAUACUGGAACUUUGCGAUUGGAGGAAACGAGUGUGAUAUCUGCACAGACGACCUGCUCGGAGCCAGGAGCAGCUUUGACAUGAACAGCAUUAGCUCUAACUCCGUGUUCUCUCAGUGGAGAGUGAUAUGCGAGGAUGUGGAAGAGUAUGAGACACAAGGGACCAUCUGUAACAGUACAGAAGGCGGUCCAAUCAGACGGAAUCCUGGUGGGAAUGUGGCUCGGCCAAUGGUCCAGAAACUACCGGAAAAUCAAGAUAUAAUCGAGUGUCUGGAGCUCAACACUUUUGAUAGAUCUCCGUACUACUCCACCUCCUCUUGGAGCUUUAGGAAUACUAUUGAAGGUUACAGCACCCCCCAGGGGAACUAUGACCCAGAGGUGCGCAGUCUACACAAUCUGGCUCAUCUAUUCCUCAAUGGUACAGGCGGUCAGACACAUGUGUCACCCAACGACCCCAUCUUUGUCCUGCUGCACACUUUUACUGAUGCCAUCUUUGAUGAGUGGCUACGUAGGCACCACCCUGUCACAGUGUUUUACCCUGAAGAAAAUGCUCCCAUUGGUCACAAUUGGCAUUUCAACAUGGUUCCUUUCUGGCCACCGAUCACAAAUGGGGAAAUGUUCGUCUCGGCACCCGACAGUCUCGGAUACACCUAUGAGGUCCAAUGGCCAACUCGGCCGUAUAACAUCUCGGAGAUCAUUACCAUUGUUAUAGUGGUCGUGGUGCUGGUGGUGAUGGGGGUAAGUGGAGUCACUGCGUGUUUUAUCAGAGUGCUUGGUUCACGUGAAGGGCUGGAGCCACUGCUUGGGGAACAUUUCCGUUGCUACUCAGAAGACGAUUGCAGGUUUCGAUAUGCAGCCUGA
Messenger RNA from Neoarius graeffei (lesser salmon catfish), 1614 nucleotides. RefSeq names its product tyrosinase-related protein 1b (gene tyrp1b). Gene Ontology annotation, biological process: melanocyte differentiation; melanosome organization. Gene Ontology annotation, cellular component: melanosome. The transcript is spliced from 8 exons. The coding region runs from base 46 to 1614 and encodes 522 amino acids. Gene Ontology annotation, molecular function: oxidoreductase activity. The record is from RefSeq and is a predicted model, not a curated record. NCBI's taxonomy places the organism in Eukaryota, Metazoa, Chordata, Actinopteri, Siluriformes, Ariidae.